AUGCACUCCGCGCUGGUGCGCCUGCAGAAUGUCUUCGGCUUCUUCACAACCGUCGCCUUAACCGUGGCCGCGGUGAUAGCGCUGAGCAGCUUCGUGGCGCCGCAGAGCCCCCAUGCAUCGAUAGCGAUGCGCAAUGUGCAGGUCGUCAAGGGCCGGCCGCACUACUACAGCUACAAGAAGGAGGAGUACGCGCACAUCAAGUUUGAUCUCGACGCCGACCUCAGCACGCUCUUCACGUGGAACACGAAGCAAGUGUUCCUGUACCUGAAGGCCGUGUACCCCUCCCCCCGCGCCGGCGAGCCCUCGUCCGAAGCGAUCAUCUGGGACGCCAUCGUGGCCUCGUCCUCGGCCCCCUGGCACCAAAACCACUACAUGCACCCCUCGCCCAAAUCAAACUCCAAAUCCAAAUCCGCACUCCCCAAGAAAUCAAAAAAGGCCAUCCUCGCCGAGAAGAAGAAUCCCGCCUCCCCGUACCCGGUCGGCGAACUGCACCUCAGCAACCAGCGCCCCAAGUACCAGAUCACGGACCUGACGGGCAAGCUGCAGAACCGCGACAACGUGACGCUGGAGCUGGGGUGGAACGUGCAGCCGUGGGUCGGGGCGCUGACGUGGACCAACUGGCAGACGGUGGGCGUGUGGAAGGGGUUGGAGGGGGGUCGGAGCGAGAGCUUUACCUUUCCCGAGAUUGGGGCCAAGAAGGUCGAUAAGAAGCAGCUGGAGACGGAGAAGGGCGCCGAGGGGUAUAGGCUGGAGGUGGGUGGGGAGGCGCCGCGGAGGAAGGUGGUGCAGUAG
Messenger RNA from Ascochyta rabiei, 792 nucleotides. Its product is annotated as Signal peptidase complex subunit. Gene Ontology annotation, biological process: protein targeting to ER. The coding region runs from base 1 to 792 and encodes 263 amino acids. The record is from RefSeq and is a predicted model, not a curated record. Gene Ontology annotation, cellular component: signal peptidase complex; membrane. Lineage: Eukaryota; Fungi; Ascomycota; Dothideomycetes; Pleosporales; Didymellaceae. The transcript has 2 exons.